Messenger RNA from Saccoglossus kowalevskii, 4579 nucleotides. RefSeq names its product calnexin-like. NCBI's taxonomy places the organism in Eukaryota, Metazoa, Hemichordata, Enteropneusta, Harrimaniidae. Gene Ontology annotation, biological process: ERAD pathway; protein folding. Gene Ontology annotation, cellular component: endoplasmic reticulum; endoplasmic reticulum membrane. Gene Ontology annotation, molecular function: calcium ion binding. The record is from RefSeq and is a predicted model, not a curated record.
GUCCCGUUCACCAGUAAGGAGCGUCCACGUUGUUUGCUAUCCCCGGCUUGCUGGUCAUACAUCUGAUCGGAUCUCUGACCGAAUUUAUUGUAUUAUCGUCGUGGGAACGAUAAAAACAAAUCAACAAUGGUAAAAUCCGGAUUGCUAGCUUUACUAGCACUGGUGCUGUUUUCAGCGUUUGCUGGUGCCCAAGAUGAUAUAGAUACAGAGGACACGAAAACAGAAACUACAGAAUCCAUCUACGUACCCCCUAAACCAAGCGGAAGUCCCCAUUUCUAUGAUGCUUUUUUGAGUGUUGAUGAUUUCAAAAAAACCUGGGUGGUUUCUCAGGCCAAGAAAGAUGGCGUAGAUGAAGACAUUGCCAAGUAUGAUGGUAAAUGGGCUUUAGAGGAGCCAGAGAAACAGCCACUAGUUGGUGACUUGGGAUUAGUAUUGAAGUCACGGGCCAAACAUCAUGCCAUCAGUGCACCUCUCAGCAAGCCAUUUGUUUUUGAAGACGAUCCACUCAUUGUACAGUACGAGGUAAAGUUCCAGAAUGGUCAAGAAUGCGGUGGUGCUUACAUCAAGUUACUUUCUGGAGACAAGAAGUUGAAGCUGUCGGAAUUUCAUGACAAGACUCCUUAUACUAUCAUGUUUGGACCCGAUAAGUGCGGCCAGGAUGCUAAGCUUCAUUUCAUCUUUAGACACAAAAAUCCAAUCACAGGAGAAUAUGAGGAGAAACAUGCUCAGAAACCUAGUGGUGACAUCAGUAAUAUGUUCAAUGAUAAGCAGACACAUCUGUAUACAUUAGUUGUAAGACCGGACAAUUCUUAUGAAGUAUUCGUAGACCAAGCUAGUGUUAACUCUGGUAAUUUACUGCAAGAUGUCAGGAUUCCGGAUCCAGAUGCUGUGAAGCCAGAAGAUUGGGAUGAAGAUGAACCAAAGCAGAUUGCUGAUCCGGAUGCAGUGAAACCAGACGGUUGGUUAGAUGAUGAAGAAGAGUUGAUUGAUGACCCAGAUGCAGAGAAACCAGAAGACUGGGAUGAUGACAUUGAUGGAGAAUGGGAACCUCCACAGAUUGAGAAUCCUGCAUGUGUUCCUGGUUGUGGUGUAUGGGAACCACCGAUGAUCAACAAUCCAAACUACAAAGGCAAAUGGAAAGCUCCAUUUAUAGAGAAUGAAAAUUACCAAGGGGAGUGGUCGGCAAGGAGAAUUGCGAAUCCGGAUUACUUUGAAGAUCUUAAUCCAUUUAAAAUGACGCCAUUUAGUGCUGUUGGUCUUGAACUGUGGUCCAUGUCUGAUGGUAUCAUAUUUGAUAAUUUUAUAAUAACAAAUGAUAAAGCCAUAGCCGAUGACUGGGUUGAACAAACCUGGGUACCAAAGAACUACCAAGAAGAAAAUAAAGAAUCAGCCGAGAGCGUUGUUGGCGGACUCUACAAUGCAACUGAAGGUCGGCCAUGGCUGUGGGCUGUCUAUGCUUUAAUUGUACUAAUACCAGUGGCCAUGUUUCUCAGCUUUUGUAUACCAAAGAAGAAGCAUCCUAAGAAAACCGAUGCUCCAUCCCCAGAUGAUGAACCACAGGAAGAAGAAGAAGAAGAAGAAAAGGCCAGUAAGAAAGCAAGUAAAUCUGAUUUAGAAGCAACACAGGAGGAAAAAGAAGAUGGUGAUGAUGAUGAUGAAGAAGAAGAAAAAGAAAAUGCUGGUAACAAUGAGGCAAGUGAUAAUGAUGAUAAAGAAGAAGGGGAAGAAGAAGAGGAAGAAGAAGAAGUGAAAGAGGAGGAGGCAGAUGAAGUAGUAGAAGAACCUGAAGAACCAUCACCAAGAUCUACAAGAAAGCGGCGGUCAAGAAAAGAUUAACCUAUGAAUAGAUUAAUUAAAUCCAGCAAUAUAACAGAAAACAGGUCUAUAAAAACAUAGUUUCAAAGUUGGCGACAAAUCCAUCUAUACAUGUGUUACGGAGGAGUAAUUACCUCCAGCAUUCAGGGAGUAAAGUGCAUUGCAGGUCACAAAUGUUUACAUUUCAAUUUUGGAAAACAGACAGACAGACGGAUGACAGACAAACAGACACACACUUUUACUUACAAUAAUGUUGAUUGAUGACAUCAUCAUUCUGUAAACUCAAUGACAAUCGUUGACUCCAUUGCAUUAGCGAUUUGACACUAGUUGCUAUGGAAACUUAAUGACAAUCAUUAACGUCACUGCAUCAGUAAUUACCGGUAGAUACUAGUUGCUAAUAAUGCUAGUUUAGGUACCAGUUUCUACUAAAUAAUAUAUGCCUAGUUUAAUUAAAGUACCAGUUGCUAAUACCGGUAAUGCUAAUUUAACCUUGGUUUAGGCAAUAGGACAGAAUGAUAUUUAAAAUAAAAUGCUUAUUUUGGUGGAUUUCACACGAUCAUUUAAUAAUGAUUUAAUCCUGAGUGUCAUAAAUACUAUUUUGUUUAUUCAUUCUAUGUACACGCACGCAGCUCACUGAUUCUCUUCCCUGAUUGCCUUUGGCAUCCAAUCUAUGUAUAGAAUUGAAACUGUGUUGUUUUAUUUACUGUUUCCGUUGGUAAUAUUGCUGUAGCAAGAGGUUAAGGGGGAGGGGGCAGGAAUUUUUUACUUUUUGUAUUCAGGGAUGUUUUGCUGAAUAGUUUGUACAUUUUUAUUUUAUUAAGUCGAGUGAUGCAUUUCAGGUGUUCAGAUUGUGAUGAAACGGAAGUCUAAAUAGGAGUGGUUUAUUUUCACAAGGGUUGGUCGGUGAGGGGGUGGGAAUGUCAGGAAAGAUUACGCUGUGAAUAUCAUAAAUAUUUGCAUGCUGUUAUAAUUGUAUGACGUAUCGGUCGCUUACUCAUUUGAUACAAUAAGAUGAUUUUGGCUCAUUGGUUUAAAAAUAAAAUCUGAAAAAAAUUAUGAACUGAUACCCGUUUAAAUUUUCCUCACCAACAUGCACUAAAACAUUGACGGAAUAGUUAUUAUACACUGUAAAAUGUUUAAUUUUCACUGUUAGGAAUGUUCACUAUUAAAGGAUUUUAUCGAAUUCGUAAAGAAAAAAUUUUGCAAAAGUCACUGACGAGAAAUUUGUGUUGCCAAGGCCUAAGGGAAACUCGCUUCUCCAAAGUUUUUCCAUUUUUCACUGAUUCACAAAAAUGUGUCUUGCGCAACAUUGAAUCACUUUACAGUAAUCAGUGUGUUGUAUGUGAAAGUGGAAAUGCAUUUUGUAUUACAAAGUAGUUUUUGUUUUUGCUCAUUUUUUGUAGUUUGCUGUAAUAAUAUUUUCAGAGACAUUUAUUGAACUCCCCUUGUUUCUGAUAAGCUAUAUUUCAAAUCUCUGCCAUUUUUUUUUUUUUAUGCAAAAUAAAAUGAAGAAUUUGUUUCAAAAUAAAUUUACAUCAAUUGAAAGUGGAGAAAAUUUGUCAGCUCAUAAAAAAAAGGUAAUUUUCGCUCAACGAUGUUUUUGGUAAUUAUUUAAGGUGGUGAUGUACCCAGCUCCCUAUCGCACAUACAUGCACACAGCUGUGGAAUAACAUGUCCUGCAUGCAGACAGGAGAUUAUUGUCUUUGAUUAAUUUAUAUUAAUCUGAUGAAUGUGUUAUCCAAUAGACCAUUUUCCGUUCACUGCGAGAAUCGCGCGUUAUUCGUGAAGUCGAAAAUAAAAACAGGUCAAACAAAGGUCAUAGUGGCGUCAAACAUCGCGUGGGAUAUGAACAAACUCGAAAGUAUUUUGGGGGACAUUUCCGUGCUUAAUAAUGUGCUGUACACAUUUGAUGAUAGACGAUUUCGAUUAAGUGAGGGUAUUCAAAAGCAAUAUUCCUCCGUCGAAGAUCGGUCGGUCAAUUUGAGCUACGAAAUAAAGUUCAAAAUAAAAUCAUUUCAUUUUUGCGGCAGACGUCCGACGUGCGUCUUUCAUGCAUCUCGCAAUUGUACGGAAAAUCACCUAUUGUACUGCACAUCAAAACACAUAUUUCCACUUUUGUUUAUAUAGCGAUAAUUUCAUAGAACCCUUGACAAUUUGUGUCAACACUGUGUCAACAGCUUUCUUUUAGAAUCAAGUUUUGGGAUAUUUUAAGCAUAUUCGCUGGUUGUAUAAAUUCCUGAAUUUUACAAUAUUGUGUUUAUUUGGAUUUAUUUAUUAUAAAUCAAAACCCAGUGUUUAAUUAACAUGUGUGCUCUUCACGGCCGAUAUGCGGAUAUCACUCGGAGUCGCUAUAUGGUUGCAACUAGUGAUUUCAUUGCCUACACCUUGUUAGACAUGACACUCAAUGCUUGGAAAGUAUUGAUGUCUGGUGGAACUAUUAAAAGCGCUGGAAUAAUAAAAUGCUACUUAUUUUGCCUACAGACACACCAAUGCUUCUAAUAGAACAAAUACUGUUAUCACACUGAAUUCAUUGAACCAGUCUUGUAUUUACUUUUCUACUCGUUGGUUCAUGGUAUUAUUAACGACAGCAUUUGUUGAUAGUACAUUGGUGUAAACUUUAGUUCCACUUCUAUUACUUUAUGCUUGAAUUAUUAAAAAAAAAAGCAGAGUAUGCUUGUUGAUAAAUAUAUGCAAACUUUUUUGAGAAAUACAUGUUGUACAAUUUGCGAUAAGAUUUCUGUUCAGAAUAAAAUGUAACACUAGU